AGCACAGCCUGCAGGUGACAGAAGGAGAGGAGAGAAAGGGGAAAGGGGAGAGAGACUGCAGGAUAUGUACGGUGUGAGCAGGCUGUGAGCUCACUCACAGACAAUGACAAGGCUGAUAUCUCUGAGACAAUUAAAAGUGCACAGAGGCUGAGGUUGGGGUCUUGAAGAGCAGCUGCGGUAAAGAGGAAAAUAUCCAGGAGGCUGGAAUACAAUUAUGAAAUGAGAAGAAAGAAAGAGCUCCCUAAUCUUCUACUCCUUAAGAGAUGCUGAAGGUCAUGAAAAUAAAUAAAAGUUGUGGAGCUGAAUAAUCAUUUUCCCAAGGGAAAGGAAAAAUUUAUAGUACAGCAGGAGGAGUGUCUCAGAGAAUGGUCUGGAAUUGUCAUUAUCUUCUGCACUCUGAGCAGGACUCCAAGCUCAGGAUCUGCAGAUGCCCAACAGCAGCUCCAUCAGCGAGUUCCUCCUGCUGCCAUUGGCAGACACGCGGCAGCUGCAGCUCCUGCACUUCUGGCUCUUCCUGGGCAUCUACCUGGCUGCCCUCCUGGGCAACGGCCUCAUCAGCACAGCCGUAGCCUGCGACCGCCGCCUGCACACCCCCAUGUACUUCUUCCUCCUCAAUCUGGCCCUGCUUGACCUGGGCUGCAUCUCCACCACUGUCCCCAAAGCCAUGGCCUACGCCCUCUGGGACACCAGGGCCAUCUCCUAUGCAGGAUGUGCUGCACAGAUCUUUUGCUUUGUCUUCUUUGCCUCAGCAGAGUAUUCCCUUCUCACCAUCAUGUCCUAUGACCGCUACGUUGCCAUCUGCAAGCCCCUGCACUACAGGACCUUGAUGGACAGCAGAGCUUGUGCCACCAUGGCAGCAGCUGCCUGGGGCACUGGGGUUCUCCUCUCUCUUCUGCACACUGCCAGUACGUUUUCACUGCCUCUCUGUCAAGGGAAUGUUGUCAACCAGUUUUUCUGUGAAAUUCCCCAGAUCCUCAAGCUCUCCUGCUCAGCCUCUUACCUCAGGGAAGUUGUGUUUCUCAUUUUUAGUGCCAGUUUAUUCUUUGGCUGUUUUGUUUUCAUCGUUGUGUCGUAUGUGCAGAUCUUCCUUGCUGUGCUGAGGAUGCCCUCUGAGCAGGGAUGGCACAAAGCCUUCUCCAUGUUCCUCCCUCACCUGGCCGUGGUCUCCCUGUUUCUCAGCACUGCUUCUUUUGCCUACCAGAAGCCCCCGUCCAUUUCCUCCCCACUCCUGGACCUGACAGUGGCACUUCUGUACUCAGUGGUUCCUGCAACACUGAACCCUUUUAUCUACAGCAUGAGGAACAGGGAGAUCAAGCACGCUCUCUGGAAGAUGUUGCAAUACACACUAUUCCAUCUUCAAUAAAGUGCACGUCCUCCUCACAUGA
This is a messenger RNA of Coturnix japonica (Japanese quail), 1385 nucleotides long. NCBI's taxonomy places the organism in Eukaryota, Metazoa, Chordata, Aves, Galliformes, Phasianidae. The record is from RefSeq and is a predicted model, not a curated record.